Vespa mandarinia (Asian giant hornet) is the source of this 2520-nucleotide messenger RNA. RefSeq names its product N-myristoyl transferase (gene Nmt). The record is from RefSeq and is a predicted model, not a curated record. Gene Ontology annotation, cellular component: cytoplasm. Gene Ontology annotation, biological process: N-terminal peptidyl-glycine N-myristoylation. Gene Ontology annotation, molecular function: glycylpeptide N-tetradecanoyltransferase activity. Lineage: Eukaryota; Metazoa; Arthropoda; Insecta; Hymenoptera; Vespidae.
CCUCAUUCGAAAUUUUAGAUUCAAGUCAUGUAGACGGCGCUAGUAAAGAUAGCGCGUGCGCAGCUACAAAAUCUAUAUUAAAAUGGAGGAUAAGAAUCAGGUCGUGGAGCGAGAGGCUAAGAAAGAUGAAAUUCAUGAAAAAGAUGGGCAUUCCAAAAGUUCUAAGAAAAGGAACCGUAAGAAAAAGAAACAACCAGUACAUUCCACGAGUGAAAAUCACAAUAAUGCAGGACACAGUGAAGAAAAAAAUCUUCACAGUGCUUGUAAUAUCUCCAUAAAGGAGAUACAAAUGGCUAUGGAAGUAUUUAAUAUGCAACAAAAGCCUGCCAAAACCCAAGAAGAAGCAAUGCAAAAGCCUUAUCAAUUUUGGAGUACCCAACCAGUACCUAAAAUGGAUGAAAAAAUUGUGUGCAAUGAACCAAUUGAACCUGAUAAAACUUCCAUAAGGGCCGAACCUUAUUCGUUGCCAGAAGGUUUUCAAUGGGAUACUUUAAACCUUGAUGAUCCUUUGGUAUUAGCAGAAUUAUAUUCUCUGCUAUCAGAAAACUAUGUAGAAGACGACGAUGCGAUGUUUAGAUUUGAUUAUCCACCUAUAUUUUUAAAAUGGGCAUUACAACCACCAGGAUGGUGUAAAGAAUGGCACUGCGGUGUUAGAGUCAGCAAAAGCGGACGUCUAGUCGGUUUCAUUUCCGCUAUUCCAGCUACUCUACGCAUUUAUAACCAUACUAAAAAGAUGGUUGAAAUAAAUUUCUUGUGCGUACAUAAGAAAUUAAGAUCCAAAAGGGUUGCUCCUGUUCUGAUACGAGAAAUUACAAGGAGAGUAAAUCUUCAAGGAAUAUUUCAGGCUGUGUAUACUGCUGGAGUUGUAUUACCAAAACCAGUUGCAACUUGCAGAUAUUGGCAUCGAUCGCUUAAUCCAAAGAAGCUUAUUGAAAUUAAAUUUUCUCAUCUCUCGCGUAACAUGACUAUGCAAAGAACUUUAAAACUGUAUAAACUGCCAGAGAACACCAAGGUGCCUGGAUUUAGGAAGCUCGUUUAUACAGAUAUUCCACAAGCUCACAAAAUUUUAAGCGAUUACUUAGAAAAAUUUGAUCUGGCACCGAUUUUUACAAUCGAGGAAUUUCAACAUUGGUUCCUUCCACAAAAUGGCAUGAUCAAUACUUUUGUAGUGGAAAAUGAUGGUAAAAUUACGGAUAUGGUUAGCUAUUACACAUUACCAAGUUCAAUAAUGCAUCAUCAAGCACAUAAGACUUUAAAAGCCGCAUAUAGUUUUUACAAUGUCUCCACCGUCACUCCAUGGCUCGAGCUUAUGACCGAUGCUCUUAUAUCAGCCCGUAACUUGGGCUUCGACGUAUUUAAUGCUCUGGACUUGAUGGAUAAUAAGGAGUUCUUGGAACCUUUGAAAUUUGGUAUUGGCGAUGGUAAUCUCCAAUAUUAUUUAUAUAACUGGCGUUGUCCAAGUAUGACGCCUGGAAAAAUUGGUUUGGUGCUCCAGUAGACUUCUAGAUCAACAUGUUGUUGACUAGAAUAUAAAACGAUUGUAAGCUUGCGUGAGUGAAAGAAAAGAAUGCAAGAGUGUGAGUGACGAGAAAGAAAUAUGGCAAUAUGAGAUGACACGUAAGAAUAUAAAACGAUACAAAAAAAGAAAAUGAAGAGGAGUGCGGAACCUCUAAUAUUUCCGCGAUUACAAAGGAUAAUAAAAGAAAAAAAUAAAAAAAAAAACAAAACAAAAAAAAUAGCGAGCAAAUGAACGUUAAAAUAACAGCGGAAGAAGAGGGAGGAGGGUUGAAUGAAUACGUGUGAAAAAAUCUUUCGAUACUGUGAGUCGAUCUCUCAGUAAUUUCGGAUAUCAUUCUUUCCAACGUCCUUGAUACUCGGACAUGACGAGACAGGGACAUGGUCAAGAUCAGUACGGUGUAGAGAAAAUAUUGCAUGCGCCAACGCGAGUGUAUAUACGUAUAUUAUGUGCGUGAUUCGAGCAAUGUAGAUAAGUAUCGUAACUUUAGUAACUUGACCGACCCACGCAAAGGGUGAGAACAUAAACAACUAGGAUGCGAUCUAACUUCUUCGAGAGAACUAUGUUUCCUUUGCACCUUCUUGACAAGAUAGAUGAUAAUGCGUAUGUCAAGGCAUACGCACACAAUCCCAUCACAUCUCCCUCCCCCCUCCAUAUACGCAGAAAACUGUAUAACUCACGGAUAUGCUCUCUCAACAGAGAAAAAGUUUUUCUUUGUAACUGCCGCUCUAGAUAAAAACGACCGUCUCGAAGAACUCCGACGGUCGACAUGCAAGGCCUUCUUCUCAAGAUAAAAGAGAAGAAACUAUGUUUCUGUCACAAUUAGCUAACUUAACAUUUGUAUUCUAUUUAGAUAGGAUGUUAGCAGGCACACAUCCUCCGAUAAGUUCGUAGGCACAACAAACAUUAAUUUACACCGAUAAUAAUACACAUCCGUCAAUAAAUAUUUAUUAUUCAUACCGGCGACCGAUGAAAAAAAAAAAUAAAUAAAUAAAAUAAAAAAA